GAUAACUCGUAACAUACUUGCACACCGGAAACAACGUUUACGUUAUGAAGAAAAUUAUGACAAUUUUGUUUAUUUUCAUGAAUUCUGGGCUCUGUUUUUGUGGCUGGACAGAAGACGGGGGUUACAUUGGCCUCUAUCCCGGGGGUUGCGCCGUACAAAGUGACUGUCCAUCAGAUGAAAGAUGCAUGCACUCUUUAGAGGAAACCAUUUGUCCCCCAAAUCAUGAAAACCUGUGUCGGUGUACCCUAGGCUGUGAGAUAGAUAGCCGUAUAAUACGAUAUGAACAAUGGAGACCGAUUCCAGGAAAGGGGUUCUGCAAAUGUCUAAAUUCUGCUACCAACAAUUCAUACUGUUCAAAGAACAUGGAUUUAUGAUGGAAAACGCUUGUAUCAGUGCUGGUCAUUGAAGAAGAUGAAGAACAAAUAGAGAUAUCAUGAAUGAAAUUUUGACUUGUGAUUAAUCCUCCCUCAUGGACAACUAACAAAUGUUGUUUCUCUUCAAGAGCUUAUACAAUUGGCUUAUUUAUAAUACUCAUAAUAUUGAUCCUUCAAGAGUGACUAUCUGCUACCCAUUUUUUUCAGCAUAAUAUCAAUGUUAAAUUGUGACCUAAAAAUGAAUUAAUGCACUAUUAACUGUUUUACCAAGGAAAAAUGUUCUCAUUUAUAAUGCAAAGUUUAUUACGGUAUAAUAAGAUAUAUAUACACUGCUGAUUCGCCAAAAUUAAUGUGUGACACAAUAUUUACAUGUAUGAAUUAAUUUGUAUCUUCUAUGGUACUUUUAGUGAAUUUACUUCUUAUGGUGGUUGUAUGAUAAUGGUUAUGUGACUUUUUGUGAAUGAAUUGUUUACUUGCUUCAAGAGAACUGUUUAUUUGUUUUAAAAUAUAUUUUUUGAAUUGUUUGUAUAAAUUUACGCAUUAUUAAAUGUCAUUGCAUAAUACAUCUGCUCCAGGAACAGAGCAUUUAUUAAUUGGAAUGUGGUUUCAGUACAUCUUGACAUUGCACUGAAAGUUAUUGUACGAAUAUUUAUAUACUUAAUUUUUUAUUCCAUUAUAUGUAUAAUUUUUAUGGGUUUUUUUUCCCUGUAAAUGCUGGAAUGGUUGGUUUGUUUUAUUUUGUUUUCAAUGAAAAAAAGAUCUUUAAAUACGAAUGUUGAA
This is a messenger RNA of Magallana angulata, 1154 nucleotides long. RefSeq lists its product as uncharacterized. Bases 45 to 374 code for a protein of 109 amino acids. Lineage: Eukaryota; Metazoa; Mollusca; Bivalvia; Ostreida; Ostreidae. The record is from RefSeq and is a predicted model, not a curated record. The transcript is spliced from 4 exons.